This is a messenger RNA of Solanum pennellii, 833 nucleotides long. RefSeq lists its product as uncharacterized. The coding region runs from base 333 to 659 and encodes 108 amino acids. The record is from RefSeq and is a predicted model, not a curated record. Lineage: Eukaryota; Viridiplantae; Streptophyta; Magnoliopsida; Solanales; Solanaceae. The transcript has 3 exons.
AAUCCAUCACUCUCAAACUUGUAAUAAAAAGGGAAGUUAGCUGCAGUUGAAUUUUCCCCAAUAAUUCUCCAAAUUAACUAUUAUCAUAAAUUCAUAAUCUAUCAUUUUUGCUCUCAAAUCUCAAUUUUUCACUAUUUGAAUUUUUCUCAGUGGAAACAGUUUGAAACUCCCAGAAGUUCAACACCAAACUCAAAAACAAAACAAAAAAAAGUAGAAAAAAGAAACAAAGAGUGUAAUCCAAGAAGACCCUUUUUGUUCUUCACAAUUACAGGACCUAUGGUUAGUUGAACUCCACUUCAAGCUUAGAUCUUGUUGUGUGAGAGUAGUUUGUAAUGAUGUCAAGACCAAUGCUGCUUGUUUUUCUGUUGAUUGUACUCAUAAUCACAUCUCAAUUUGAAUGGAAGCAGCAGCUGGUGAGUGAUGUCGAACCGAGUCCUAGUAUAUCUCAGAAGCAGCAGCAGAUCUCAAAGAGAGAAGAAGCUGUUAAAGAGAAGAUUAUAUUAUCACAGGAGAAGAACAUCCAAAGGCUUAACGAGCUCGUGCGGAAUCUCAGGGAACAAUUGCUUCAGUGCAGAAGUAGCAAUGAAACAAUAAGCAACAGUCUUAGCUCACUUGCUGACAUUGCUGAAUUUGAAAAACAGCAAAUUCUUGAGGAUUAGUCAGUUUCAUUACUAAAUUCUCUGUACUAUCUGUAACUAUUUUCUGCUUAUUUUGUGUUUUUGUUUGUAAGUCUGCUGCUGAAAUCUGCAAUUUAAGUGUCAUAAAUCAUAACACUAAUUCAUAUUGCAAUACUAGUGUGAAAAAAAGGAGGAGAAACUUUCAUAUUGUCUGAA